Molecule: messenger RNA, 1734 nt
Organism: Zophobas morio
Lineage: Eukaryota; Metazoa; Arthropoda; Insecta; Coleoptera; Tenebrionidae
Product: guanine nucleotide-binding protein-like 1
Exons: 16
Coding region: 53-1552 (499 amino acids)
Molecular function (GO): GTP binding; GTPase activity
Source: RefSeq, a predicted model, not a curated record
UUUAUCGUUUAGAAUAGAGGUCUGUUUUUUUUUAAAACGCCACCUUUUUGGAAUGCCUAGAAAGAAACCGUAUAGUGGGAAGGCUAAAAAAUUGCAGCUACGAGGGAAAAAAGAAGAAAAAAGGCGACAGACCGCAGAGAUAAGAAACAAAAGCGGCUUACAUUCAGAUAACUUACACCAAGGCGUAAGCAAAAACGGGCCUAAUUCAAGAUUCUCUUUGCAUUUUAUUGAAGAACUUUUAGAAACUAUUGAAGAAAAUAAAAUUAAAAGCAGACUUCCUUAUAGUCCCGUAGCAGAGGAAGAAUUAGAAUUUGGUUUUGAAGAUGUUCACGGAGAAGGAACUAUGAGCAUCCCGUUACGCCCUCGUUGGAAUUAUGAUAUGACCAAAGAAGAACUUGAAAAAAAAGAACAAGCGAUUUUUAAAAUUUGGAUGGAAGAUUUAACUAGUACUUAUAAGAAUUUAAGUUACUUUGAAUUAAAUUUGGAGAAUUGGAGACAGCUAUGGAGAGUUUUGGAGAUUUCCAACGUUAUACUUCUUAUAACGGAUGUUCGCCAUCCCAUUUUCCAUUUUUCUCCGGCGCUAUUCAACUAUAUAGUAGAUACUUUACAGAAGCCUGUAAUUCUCGUGUUAAAUAAAAUAGAUCUUGUUUCUGAAGUUACUUGUCGGGCUUGGAAAGAAUACUUUCAAUUAAAUUUUCCAAAGUUACACGUGGUUAUGUUUGCUUCAUUUCCACGUGAACAGCGCAACAUUUCUUUACAAAAUCAGUCACUCGGCAAAGCGUGGGGCGUCGAGCAGCUUCUACAGGCUUGUUGUGAUUGUUGUUGCAGCUGUGAAAGUUUUGAUAUUGAUAAAAAAUCGCUUAUUAUCCGCGCCGUUAAGGAUUGGAAUUUCAAAGUCAAGCUCGCUCAGUCCGUGCAGGAACAAAAUGAAAACAUGAACCAAUCCGGAAACGACAAAGACGGUCAUUCGGCCAAUGAAAACACUGAGAUGACAAUCCAGCAUGAUCCUUUUUUUAUUACUAUUGGCCUUGUAGGAUCGCCAAACGUUGGGAAGAGUUCUAUUAUAAACGCGCUUGUAAAUAAAAAGGUUGUUAGCUGUUCCCGUACUCCUGGCCAUACCAAGCACUUUCAAACUAUUUACGUGACUCCUUUAAUUAGAGUAUGCGACUCUCCCGGGAUCGUGUUUCCUACACUCCUGCCGCGUUGCUUGCAGAUUCUCUCUGGCGUCUAUCCCGUCUCUCAAGUCCGUGAGCCUUACUCCUCCGUGCAAUUUUUAGCUGAAAGAGUCCCACUCGUCCGGCUUCUCGGACUGACUUGGCCGUAUGAACCCGGUUCAGUCUCGGAUGCCCCAACAAAACCGCAGUGGUCCGCGUGGGCUGUUUGCGAUGCAUGGGCUAAGAAGCGAGGGUUCCACACGGCAAAGGCAGGGCGCCUUGACACCUACAGAGCCGCCAAUAAUAUUUUGCGGUUGGCUGUCGAGGGCCACAUAGUUUUGUCCGUCAAGCCACUUGGGUUUUACCAGCAAUACUCCACGUGCUCAACGGUGGAAUAAAUUUGGCUCUAGCGACGAUGUUAACGGUGACGGCAAUAUGCUGAACGACACCGGAAAAUAAUCGUCCUUCAACUUCAUUGACGGAUUUAAUUUUUUAUUUUAAGUCUGAAAUUUUUAUUUGAUCAAAAUUCUUUACAGAUUAGUAUAUCUGCUUCGCUUAUUAAUAAAAGUUGUAUUUUUUU